This is a messenger RNA of Macaca mulatta (Rhesus monkey), 4952 nucleotides long. The record is from RefSeq and is a predicted model, not a curated record. NCBI's taxonomy places the organism in Eukaryota, Metazoa, Chordata, Mammalia, Primates, Cercopithecidae.
GCGCUCAGCUUACCGCGCAUGUACGUUGCCAGGGGUAACGCAGGUAGCCAAAGUGGCUUGUGGCGUGGCUACCGUUAGUGAGGCGGUUGCUGAGACAGACGCUGAGGCGGAGAGGAGGAGCCCGAGGCGUAAGGGAAGCCGCGAUGAGGGCCGUGUUGACGUGGAGAGAUAAAGCCGAGCACUGUAUAAAUGACAUCGCAUUUAAGCCUGAUGGAACUCAACUGAUUCUGGCUGCCGGCAACAGAUUACUGGUUUAUGACACCUCUGAUGGCACCUUACUUCAGCCCCUCAAGGGACACAAAGACACUGUGUACUGUGUGGCAUAUGCGAAGGAUGGCAAGCGCUUUGCUUCUGGAUCAGCUGACAAAAGCGUUAUUAUCUGGACAUCAAAACUGGAAGGCAUUCUGAAGUACACGCACAAUGAUGCUAUACAGUGUGUCUCCUACAAUCCUAUUACUCAUCAACUGGCAUCUUGUUCCUCCAGUGACUUUGGGUUGUGGUCUCCUGAACAGAAGUCUGUCUCCAAACACAAAUCAAGCAGCAAGAUCAUCUGCUGCAGCUGGACAAAUGAUGGUCAGUACCUGGCGCUGGGGAUGUUCAAUGGGAUCAUCAGCAUACGGAACAAAAAUGGCGAGGAGAAAGUGAAGAUCGAGCGGCCAGGGGGCUCCCUUUCGCCAAUAUGGUCCAUCUGCUGGAACCCUUCAAGCCGAUGGGAGAGUUUCUGGAUGAACAGAGAGAAUGAGGAUGCCGAGGAUGUCAUUGUCAACAGAUAUUUUCAGGAAAUCCCUUCCACUCUGAAGUCAGCAGUGUACAGUAGUCAGGGUAGUGAGGCAGAGGAGGAAGAACCAGAGGAAGAAGACGACAGUCCCAGGGACGACAACUUAGAGGAACGUAAUGACAUCCUGGCUGUGGCUGACUGGGGACAGAAAAUUUCCUUCUACCAACUGAGUGGAAAACAGAUUGGGAAGGAUCGGGCACUGAACUUUGACCCCUGCUGCAUCAGCUACUUUACUAAAGGGGAGUACAUUUUGCUGGGGGGUUCAGACAAGCAAGUAUCUCUUUUCACCAAGGAUGGAGUGCGGCUUGGGACUGUUGGGGAGCAGAACUCCUGGGUGUGGACGUGUCAAGUGAAACCGGAUUCCAACUAUGUGGUGGUCGGCUGCCAGGACGGCACCAUUUCCUUCUACCAGCUUAUUUUCAGCACAGUCCAUGGGCUCUACAAGGACCGCUAUGCCUACAGGGAUAGCAUGACUGACGUCAUUGUGCAGCACCUGAUUACUGAGCAGAAAGUUCGGAUUAAAUGCAAAGAGCUUGUCAAGAAGAUUGCCAUCUACAGAAAUCGAUUGGCUAUCCAACUGCCAGAGAAAAUCCUCAUCUAUGAGUUGUAUUCAGAGGACUCAUCAGACAUGCAUUACCGGGUAAAGGAGAAGAUUAUCAAGAAGUUUGAGUGCAACCUCCUGGUGGUGUGUGCCAAUCACAUCAUCCUGUGCCAGGAGAAACGGCUGCAGUGCCUGUCCUUCAGCGGAGUGAAGGAGCGGGAGUGGCAGAUGGAGUCUCUCAUUCGUUACAUCAAGGUGAUCGGCGGCCCUCCUGGAAGGGAAGGCCUGUUAGUGGGGCUGAAGAAUGGACAGAUCCUGAAGAUCUUCGUGGACAAUCUCUUUGCUAUCAUCCUGCUGAAGCAGGCCACAGCCGUGCGCUGCUUGGACAUGAGUGCCUCCCGUAAGAAGCUGGCCGUGGUAGAUGAAAACGACACUUGCCUGGUGUAUGACAUCGAUACCAAGGAGCUGCUUUUUCAGGAACCAAACGCCAACAGUGUGGCCUGGAACACUCAGUGUGAGGACAUGCUCUGCUUCUCGGGAGGAGGCUACCUCAACAUCAAAGCCAGCACCUUCCCUGUGCACCGGCAGAAGCUGCAGGGCUUUGUGGUCGGCUACAAUGGCUCCAAGAUCUUCUGCCUCCAUGUCUUCUCCAUUUCUGCUGUGGAGGUGCCGCAGUCUGCUCCCAUGUACCAGUACCUGGAUAGGAAACUGUUCAAGGAAGCCUACCAGAUUGCGUGCUUGGGUGUCACCGACACUGAUUGGCGUGAACUGGCCAUGGAAGCUCUAGAAGGUUUAGAUUUUGAAACAGCAAAGAAGGCCUUCAUCAGAGUACAAGACCUCCGAUAUUUAGAGCUCAUCAGCAGCAUUGAGGAGAGGAAGAAGCGGGGAGAGACCAACAAUGACCUGUUUCUCGCAGAUGUGUUUUCCUACCAGGGGAAGUUCCAUGAGGCCGCCAAACUGUACAAGAGGAGCGGGCACGAGAACCUCGCGCUUGAAAUGUAUACUGACCUCUGCAUGUUUGAGUAUGCCAAGGAUUUCCUUGGAUCUGGAGACCCCAAAGAAACAAAGAUGCUAAUCACCAAACAGGCUGACUGGGCCAGAAAUAUCAAGGAGCCCAAAGCCGCCGUGGAGAUGUACAUCUCAGCAGGAGAGCACGUCAAGGCCAUCGAGAUCUGUGGUGACCAUGGCUGGGUUGACAUGUUGAUCGACAUCGCCCGCAAGCUGGACAAGGCUGAGCGCGAGCCGCUGCUGCUGUGUGCUACCUACCUCAAGAAGCUGGACAGCCCUGGCUAUGCUGCCGAGACCUACCUGAAGAUGGGUGACCUCAAGUCCCUGGUGCAGCUGCACGUGGAGACCCAGCGCUGGGAUGAGGCCUUUGCUUUGGGUGAGAAGCAUCCUGAGUUUAAGGAUGACAUCUACGUGCCGUAUGCUCAGUGGCUAGCAGAGAACGAUCGCUUUGAGGAAGCCCAGAAAGCAUUCCACAAGGCCGGGCGACAGAGAGAAGCGGUCCAGGUGCUGGAGCAACUCACAAACAAUGCCGUGGCAGAGAGCAGGUUUAAUGAUGCUGCCUAUUAUUACUGGAUGCUGUCCAUGCAAUGCCUCGAUAUAGCUCAAGCAGAUCGUGCCCAGAAGGACAUGAUGCUUGGCAAGUUCCACCACUUCCAGCGUUUGGCAGAGCUGUACCAUGGCUACCAUGCCAUCCAUCGCCACACGGAGGAUCCAUUCAGUGUCCAUCGUCCUGAAACUCUUUUCAACAUCUCCAGGUUCCUGCUGCACAGCCUGCCCAAGGACACCCCCUUGGGCAUCUCUAAAGUGAAAAUACUCUUCACCUUGGCCAAGCAGAGCAAGGCCCUCGGUGCCUACAGGCUGGCCCGGCAUGCCUAUGACAAGCUGCGUGGCCUGUACAUCCCUGCCAGAUUCCAAAAGUCCAUUGAGCUGGGUACCCUGACCAUCCGCGCCAAGCCCUUCCAUGACAGUGAGGAGCUGGUGCCCUUGUGCUACCGCUGCUCCACCAACAACCCGCUGCUCAACAACCUGGGCAACGUCUGCAUCAACUGCCGCCAGCCCUUCAUCUUCUCCGCCUCUUCCUACGACGUGCUACACCUGGUUGAGUUCUACCUGGAGGAAGGGAUCACUGAUGAAGAAGCCAUCUCCCUCAUCGACCUGGAGGUGCCGAGACCCAAGCAGGACAACAGACAGCAAGAGAUUGCAAACAGCAGUAUCCAUGCCCUUGGCCAGAGCCUGUAUAUGCGGCUGUAGAGAUUGGAGAGGCCCACAUGGGACAGAGACAGGGACCAGAGAUGGGCAGAGAGCUGGCCAGGACCUGAAGACCCAGAAGUGGCAAGUGGCACCUUGGUGUUCCCGUGUGGGUCUCCCACCCUCCCUUGCCCCUUAAAAGGCACUGGCUGUGCCUCUGUCUGUGCAUAACUCCUACAUAGCCAACAUGGGACAUGAUGUUGGUGGUGGCCCCUAGCUCUUCCCCUCAGGUCACUUUUGCAUGCAAGUGACAGAGUCCAAAACUGUCAGACAGGCCGAACAAGCGAAGGGUGUACAAGGAAGCCCUGAGCAGGAGAGGAAGCUCCCUGGCCCAGCGCUUAGUCUGGUCUGUCACAGGCUGGCUCUGCCUCUCUUGGCCGCACUGUCCUCUGGGGAGCUUCAUUCUUUGGCAGCACCGCGGUGCCCCCAUAACACAGAGAUGUCAGGAGCAGUGCCAGCCCCAUAUCCCCUCAGCCUCAUAGCCCCCAGAAACAGCCAGCUUUCCUCUCAGCCGUGGCAGUGAAAGCCCCGGGGCACAGCUCAGCCUGCCCCUUUGGCCAGGAGGAUGCACCAGGGCAGUUGUCCAGGCCAGGCCACACUUGCAGGCUGGACAUGGGAGGGUCUUCUGGCAGGGAACAGCACACGCAUGGCCUGGGGCCUCGCUUCCUUGCACUGGCCGAGUCUGCAGGUCUGGGGGCUGUGAGCCUGCCUUUCCUGCGGCUCCCAGGUGCUGCCACCCCCAGGGGCCACACUAGGAGGAGGGAAGCUCAGAGAGCUGCUUGCUGAAGGAAACACGGACCCAUCUAUGCCACCCAGGCUCCCUCAGGUGCCACAGAUGAUACAUGCUAUGGUGCUGGCAGGUGGGUGCUGUGCCCACUCCAACUUGACACCAGCAGUCUUCAUGUCCUGGGCCUCUCUGCAGGACCCCUGCUGGCCUCUGUCACCAGCUCCACCACUGUGGGUGAGGGGCGGUUUCCGGGGACCUCCAGGUGAGUCUGACCCGCCCUGGAGUCAGUAGGGGCUCUCACCCCUGUCUGCUCCAUCACAAGUGCCCACAGACCCCCAGCAGCCACAGAAUGUUUCUCCAGGAUCCCUGGGCCUAUUCCCUCCGUGCCCAUCCACAGCAGCUCACCGGGCCCUCAUGUGCUUCCCACUGGCCCUGGGAGCCAUGGUGUGUGUGGCCUGCCAGGGGAAUGGGUGAGGGCAGCAGAGCCAGCAGAGUCCCUUCUCUCCGCCUUCUUGGCCUAAGCCCCCUCUGUUCCUCCACCUGGAAAACUGUUCCAUUGGCCUGGCUGCUCUUGAGUCUUCACACAGGUGUAGGGUGGAGGCUAAGGUCUGUCUCCAUCUCUGCUUCUGAUUCCAUCCUUGACUAGACCC